Messenger RNA from Tupaia belangeri chinensis (Chinese tree shrew), 432 nucleotides. Its product is annotated as small nuclear ribonucleoprotein F-like. The record is from RefSeq and is a predicted model, not a curated record. The coding region runs from base 1 to 432 and encodes 143 amino acids. Gene Ontology annotation, cellular component: pICln-Sm protein complex; U1 snRNP; catalytic step 2 spliceosome. Gene Ontology annotation, biological process: spliceosomal snRNP assembly; mRNA splicing, via spliceosome. Gene Ontology annotation, molecular function: RNA binding. The transcript has 2 exons. Lineage: Eukaryota; Metazoa; Chordata; Mammalia; Scandentia; Tupaiidae.
AUGUUCUUGCCAUAUGAUGACUCAGUGGGGAGGAAGGGAGCCAGUUUAAACCACGUCAAUGAAGAGGAACUAUAUAUGUGGCUGGGGCCUACUCUAGCUGCUCCAGUCAUAUGGGAUGGGCAGCAGCAGGGUUGGCAUGAGCAGCCUGGAGCUUUGACCCAUUAUCAACAAGAUUACCUCUCACCUAAACCUUCCCUCCGUGGAUUAACAGGAAAGCCAGUGAUGGUGAACUUCAAGUGGGGAAUGGAGUACAAGGGCUACCUGGUGUCUGUAUAUGGCUCUGUGAACAUACAGCUUGCAAAUACAGAAGAAUACAUAGAUGGGGCGUUGUCUGCACAUCUGGGUGAACUUUUAAUAAGGUUUAAUAGUAAUAAUGUCCUUUAUAUCAGAGGUGUUGAAGAAGAGGAAGAAGACAGGGAUAUGAGAGAAUAG